Messenger RNA from Caenorhabditis elegans, 360 nucleotides. It is a transcript of the gene T26E3.10, whose product is annotated as resistance to Congo red protein. The coding region runs from base 22 to 303 and encodes 93 amino acids. The record is from RefSeq and is marked reviewed. The transcript is spliced from 2 exons. Lineage: Eukaryota; Metazoa; Nematoda; Chromadorea; Rhabditida; Rhabditidae.
CAAUUUUCAGCUCAAAAAAAAAUGUGCGAUGAAUAUUUCAAAUGGCGUAACAAUACUGUACGGGUCGCCGGAAUCGUGUUCUCCAUGAUUUUUGUAUCGGUUUUCUUUAUCUACAUGUGCCUUGUCGGUAUGGCAAAAAAACGGCGAUUAGCUGCACAAGCACCGAUAUUCGAUUUCGACGAAGGAAAUACAGAUAUUCUGCGAAAAACCUCGGAGUUACCGGAUCUUCAGCCCCCGCCUGCAUAUGACGUGCUCCAAGAGCCACCUCCACCAACUUAUAGCUCUUUGUUAAGGAGUCAGUGAUCUCAAUUUUUGAAAAAAAUGAUUUUUUCAAAUGUAUGUAAUAAACUAAUAUUGAGA